AUGCACUGCAGCUGUAGAAUCCACGAGCUGAAUAACCUCGAAGAGAAUGCAAGAAACUUCAACUUCCAGCCUACCAUUCACGGCUAUCCCCGCCGCAAUAACAGCCAAGACACAGAGAGUGAAGAACUACGAGCCUAUCAGCAAAGUGGACGAUACUUUCAGACCCUAGAAACGUUCAAAAAAAUUUGCUCAGAGCAUGGAAGAACCAACAUCAUCAAUCAUCUGCAGUCACUGGACACAGACUCGCAAUUCCGAGAUUACGCUCAGUCUCUAUACAGUGGCACUCUCGCACCGAUGCAGUACAACCACCGCAUCGCAACCCAGUCUCCAGAACCAAGCCACAAAACAAAAGACUCGCAAGUACUUGUCUAG
Molecule: messenger RNA, 372 nt
Organism: Penicillium argentinense
Lineage: Eukaryota; Fungi; Ascomycota; Eurotiomycetes; Eurotiales; Aspergillaceae
Exons: 2
Coding region: 1-372 (123 amino acids)
Source: RefSeq, a predicted model, not a curated record